AAGUUAAGUUUUACUUCAGGAGUGAAUAACUGCAGGUUACAUGAUGCUAUGCUGUGUUUUAUGUCAAUAUUGUUAAAAUAGGGUUGGAGGUUUAUCCAAUGUCUUUCACUUUUGUUGAACUGCUCUCGAAUCAGCUGAUCUGUGGUGGUCUGACCCACCAUGGUGCUCACCAGCAGCACAGGGGGAGGGAGGAACUUGUUUCAGACCUGAUCAGCUGAAACUGGAAGACUGUCAGUGUGUUUACAUGCACAUCAGAAACCCCCAAUGGGAAGUCAGUAUUGCCCUAAAAAGACUCUCGUUGGUUUUUUAAUGUCAUGUAAACGUGUUAGUCUGGCUGAAGGUCAACUGGUUCUAAUGGAGCUGAAGCACCCAGAUAGUGUGGUAGCAGUCUGACUACAUUCUGCAUGGAAACGGAUCAGCCGAGCUAAACCAGUAGGACGCUCAUGUUCCACAAGUGGCGAGACAGCGGAAGCGGUCUUCUGAGAAGACCAUCGUCACAAAGCAACACGCGUAACACCAUAAACAGGACAGUACGUACCAGUUGUUGUACUUUCCUUCUACUUUCCUUUCCUUUUCGGAGCAGUUUCCAGGCCAGACCGAGGCUCUACUGAGGCCUUUCCCCGGAGCUAGUUCUGUGGUCACGUGGGUCUGAUGCUCAUUAAUUAUACAGAAUUUUAGGCUUUUAAUGGUAAAAUGGUAAAUGGCCUGUAUUUUAUAUAGCGCCUUCUAGAGUCCUGGUACCCCCAAGGCGCUUUACAACACAAUCAGUCAUUCACCCAUUCACACACACAUUCACACCCUGGUGGGGAUGAGCUACGAUGUAGCCACAGCUGCCCUGGGGCGCACUGACAGAGGCGAGGCUGCCGAGCACUGGCGCCACCGGUCCCUCCGACCACCACCAGCAGGCAAUGUGUGUUAAGUGUCUUGCCCAAGGACACAACGACAGCAACAGACUGAGCGGGGCUCGAACCUGCAACCUUCCGAUUACGGGGCGAGCGCUUAACUCCUGUGCCACUGUCGCCCCAAUACACUUAAACAGAAGAGUGAGAAAAAAAUUCACCCCCCUCAGAGUUGUCAUGAGUGUAGACUAGAUCAUUUAAACCAAAAACAUGUUCUGGUACCAGGCUGCAAACAUGUUUAUUUCUGCUGGGAAAUGGGUAUUUUUAACAUGGGAGUCAAUGAGGAUUUGCUCACUUCUGACACCAGCCCCUAGUGGAUGAGGGUGGAACUGCAAUUUAUGGUACUUCCGGGUUGGCUUCCAUUUUUGAGCCGCAUUGUGGGGGCCUGGUUAAAACAAGAUUGACCUGGAUCGACUUAGAUGUCUGUCAGUGCGCUUGUAACGGCACUGUGUGUCUAACGGCUGAUUUGAACAUAUUUCAUAUAAAAGUUUGGUUUAUAAUUAUCUAGCUCGGUUUGUUUUUUGUCAUGCUGUGGCCUAUACUUGCAUUGUAAUCACUUACUUCAGUUUUCCGGCUUCUUCGCUUGUUUGUGUGGAUUUUUGUUUUCAGCAGCUCACGUAGUCCUGUUGUUGUCCAAUUUAACUCUUCGGUGUUUCUUGUCUUCGUCUCUGAAUGAAGCAUUGAUGAAGUUAGGGCCACACGAUGUGAGAAAAACCUGCGAUACGCGCUAACGGUGAUUAUUAUUGUAAUGACGAUAUGACUUGCAAUAAAUAAAAACUUAACUCGGGAAGAAAAACAAAGAAAUUAAAAAUUGUAAUAAUGACUAAAAAAUAUCAUAAAUUGGGAAAAGCAAAAAUUGUGAUCAAGAGAUGUGAGGAAAGUAGGAGAAAAAUGAAUAAGAAAAGGCAAUCAGUAGAACGAAGCUAACUCAGGUGUUUGCUAACCAUCCAAAUUAAGUGUCGUCCGCCUCAGGGGCGGGCGUCUAACCUAUGAGAACCCACCUGAUUGGCCAAAUGGGUGAAGAGCUUUAUUUGAUUGAUCAAAAACGUCAUGCUUCUGUUUGAUUGACAAAAUGCAUUUUAUGUUGUGAACAUUUGAGCUAACCAUUCAUUGCGAUUUUUUUCUGUUCUUUGCGAUAUGCGCAUUGCGCAUGCUGAUAUCCCGAUGAUGUAUUUGCGAUAUAUUGUGCUGCCCUUGGUCAAAUAUUUACUUGGACCUCUUUCAGCUACUUAAUAAUUAUUUUCAGCCUGGCGCUGAACAUAUUUCCCCGUGUUCCCUUUUGAUACGUUCCUUACUUUCAUCUCUUCCAUCAGGUGCUUUGCAGGAUUAAAAAUGUUGGUUUGUGUUUUAAUUUUUAAAUAAAAUUUUUCCUUUAGCUUCAUAUGUUCGACAUAACGUUUUUGAAGCAUUUGCAUGGCUCUGACCUCUUUUGUUUUCUUGCAGCCAAACCCUUCACCUCCAAAGUGAAGCAGAUGCGUCUGCACAAGGAGGACUUUGAGAUACUGAAGGUGAUUGGUCGUGGGGCAUUUGGAGAGGUUGCGGUGGUGAAAGGGAAAAACACUGACAAAGUUUUCGCUAUGAAGAUUCUCAACAAGUGGGAGAUGCUGAAGCGAGCUGAGACGGCGUGCUUUCGGGAGGAACGGGAUGUUCUGGUAUUUGGAGACUCCCAGUGGAUCACCACUCUGCACUACGCGUUCCAGGACGACAAUAAUCUGUACCUGGUCAUGGACUACUACGUGGGUGGAGAUUUACUGACUCUGCUCAGCAAGUUUGAGGACCGGUUGCCAGAAGACAUGGCCAGGUUCUACCUGGCUGAGAUGGUUCUGGCCAUCGACUCUGUUCACCAGCUCCACUACGUCCACAGGGACAUUAAGCCCGACAACAUUCUGCUGGAUAUGAACGGCCACAUCCGCCUGGCUGACUUUGGCUCCUGCCUCAAACUCAUGGAGGAUGGGACUGUCCAGUCCUCUGUGGCGGUGGGAACUCCGGACUAUAUUUCCCCUGAGAUCCUUCAGGCUAUGGAAGAUGGGAAGGGCAAGUAUGGACCUGAGUGUGACUGGUGGUCCCUGGGAGUCUGCAUGUAUGAAAUGCUGUAUGGAGAGGCUCCUUUCUAUGCAGAAUCUCUAGUGGAAACUUAUGGGAAGAUCAUGAACCACAAGGAGCGAUUCCAGUUCCCACAGCAGAUAACGGACGUUUCAGAGGAAGCCAAAGAUCUGAUUCGCCGGCUCAUUUGCAGUCGGGAGCACAGAUUGGGUCAGAACAGCAUAGAGGACUUCAAGCAGCACCCUUUUUUCACAGGCAUUGAUUGGGACAACAUUCGUAUGUGUGAGGCCCCCUACAUUCCAGAAGUCAGCAGUCCCACAGAUACAUCCAACUUUGAUGUCGAUGACGACUGUCUAAAGAACUCAGAGACCAUGCCUCCUCCCUCUCACACUGCCUUCUCCGGGCACCACUUACCCUUCGUGGGCUUCACCUACACAAGUAAAAGUUCCUUAUCAGACCAGGCUAGCCUGCGACUGCUUGCAGCUGAGCCGGGUAAAGCGGGAGAGGACAAGCUGGACCAGGAUGUCCAGCGUAGCCUGGAAGACAGUCUGGCCACUGAGGCCUAUGAGAGGAGGAUACGACGCCUGGAGCAGGAGAAACUAGAGCUGAGCCGCAAACUGCAAGAGUCAACCCAGACUGUGCAGGCGCUACAGCACCCGACAGGUGAGAGACCAUUCGACACCAACAAGGAAGUGGAGAUCAGGAGUCUGAAGAGCGAGAUCGACAUUCUCAAGAAGCAGAUCGCUGACUCAAGUCAGCAGGAGAAGCAGCUGGAGGAUGUGACAUCAGCUCGCAGGGACUUGGAGGACUCGUUCAAACACGUCAAAACUCUGGAGAAACAGAUGAAGAGUGUAACACAGGAGAGGGACGACUUACAGAAGGAUCUGUUAGAGGUCAGUGAGAAGAUGAAGUCUCAGUCCAAAGAGCUGAAGGAAGCCCACAGCCAGAGAAAACUGGCCAUGCAGGAGUUUUCUGAGCUCAACGAGAGGCUAACAGAGCUCAGGUCUGUGAAGCAGCGCCUCACUCGCCAGCUGAGGGACAAGGAGGAGGAGAUGGAGAGCCAGAAUCAGAAAGUUGAGGCUCUCCGCCUUGAGGUGCGAAAGGCUGAGAGGUCCAAGAAGGAGAUGGAGGUGCAGUCAGAGGAGCAGUCAGCCGAGGCCCAGAAAGAGAAGAAGCUCCGAGAGCGUAAUGAGCAGUACAGCAGGCAGCUGGAGGAGGAGCUGGAAGGGCUGAAGGUGAAGCAGGCUGGUUCUUCCUCCGUCCCAGCUUUAGCAGACCAGACCCAGGAGGCGGGACGGCUGCGUGCAGAAAUGGAGAAGAAGACCCUGGUGUACGAGCAGGAGCUGGCACGCAGAGAGGCGCAGCAUAGCACUGAGCUAAAGGCCCAGCGCAAAGAGCUGAGAGAUGCUGAGAGCCAACAGCUCACCCUGCAGAAGGAGAUCCUGAUGCUCCGAGACAAACUGGACAAGAUACGCAGAGAGAGCCAAAUUGAACGGGAAGAGUUGGAGAUGGAGUACAAGCAGAAGUAUGAGACAGAGCGGAUCCAGCUCACCGAGGAGAAAAAGAAGCUGUCCAGUGAACUAGACAAGUUGACCACCAUGUUUGAGAAGGUGAGCAGCUCUAACCGGCAGCUGGAGGAUGAGAUGAGGGAGCUGGCAGAUAAGAAGGAGAGUGUGGCUCACUGGGAGGCCCAGAUCACAGAAAUCAUCCAGUGGGUGAGCGAUGAGAAGGAUGCUCGAGGCUACCUUCAGGCUCUGGCCACUAAGAUGACGGAGGAGCUGGAGGGUCUGAGGAGCAGCAGCCUGGGAGCCAGAGCCACGGACAUGCCAUGGAAAAUGCGACGCUUUGCCAAGCUGGACAUGUCUGCGCGUCUGGAGCUGCAGUCUGCCCUGGACACUGAGAUCAGAGCCAAGCAGAGCAUCCAGGACGAGCUGAACAAGGUGAAGGCCGACAGCAUCUCCACCGAAUGUAAACUGCGGGAGGUGGAGACUGAAAACCAGGAGCUGCUGGCGGAGAUCGAGCGGCUGAAGAAGGAGACCGAGGAGCUGCGGCUGCGAAGGGGUGUCAAGCACCAGGAUUCCCAGAAUUCCUUCUUGGCUUUUCUCACUGCUCCCACUUCUGCCCUCGACCAGUUUGAUCGCUCGCCGUCCGUCGGCCUGGCUAGCAAAGGCAGACGUGUGGACACCAUGGACACGAUGAACAACUACACCCCCUCCAGCACGCCGUCUAAGGACGAUGACUCCAAGUCCCACCUGAAGUCCCAGUCUCGCUCCCCCUCCAUGGCCAGUGACAUGGAGCCCAUAGAGUUGGUAGACCAUCCUGCUCGCCCAGUUCAGACCCCCACCAUGCGCUCUGGAGGGUAUGGAAGUGUUGGACGCUCCUCGCCUAAGCCCAAAGCUCACCAGUUUGUAGUGAAGUCCUUCAACACGCCCACCAAGUGUAACCAGUGCACGUCGCUCAUGGUGGGGCUCAUCCGGCAGGGCUGUGCAUGUGAAGUGUGUAAUUUUUCCUGCCACGUCACGUGUGCGGACAAGGCUCCGGCCGUGUGUCCGGUUCCCCAGGAUCAGACCAAGGGUCCGCUGGGCAUCGACCCCCAGAGAGGCAUCGGGACUGCGUAUGAAGGCCUUGUGAGGGUGCCCAAACCCACAGGGGUGAAGAAGGGUUGGCAGAGAGCGAUGGCCGUGGUGUGUGACUUCAAACUCUUCCUGUACGAGCUGGGAGAAGGGAAGAGCACGCAGCCCAGCGUGGUCGUCAGUCAGGUCAUAGACAUGAGGGAUGAAGAGUUCUCCGUCAGCUCCGUUCUGGCCUCAGACGUCAUCCACGCCAGUCGCAAAGACAUCCCGUGUAUAUUUAGAGUGACGGCCUCCCAGCUGUCUCCCUCCAGCAGCCACAAGGCCUCCAUCCUGAUCCUGGCCGACAGCGACCAGGAGAGGAACAAGUGGGUGGGCCUGCUCAAUGAGCUGCACCGCAUCCUCAAGAAGAACAAGCUGAAGGAGCGCUUCGUCUACGCCCCCAAGGAGGCCUACGACAGCACGCUGCCGCUGAUCAAGACCGCCCAGUCUGCUGCCAUCAUAGAUCACGAGCGUGUUGCCCUGGGCAACGAGGAAGGCCUGUAUGUCAUUCACGUCACCAAAGAUGAAAUAAUCCGAGUGGGGGACAACAAGAAGGUCUUCCAGAUCGACCUGAUCCCCCAGGAGCAGCUGCUGGCGGUCAUCUCUGGCAGGAACCGCCACGUCCGCCUCAUUCCCACCCAGGCCCUGGACGGCCGUGAGACCGAGUCCCAGAAGCUGGCUGAAACCAAAAACUGCCAGGCUAUCGCCUCCGGCCCGAUCCGGAACAACUCCCUCACUUGCCUCUGCGUGGCCAUGAAGAGCAAGAUCAUCUGCUACGAGGUGAACCGAGGUAGAUCUCGCCACCGCCACAUGCGGGAGCUGCAGGCGCCGGCGCAGGUCCAGUGGAUGGGUCUGCUGAGCGCGCGCCUGUAUGUGGGCUACCAGUCCGGCUUCACGCGCUACAGUCUCCAUGGAGACACGACCCCCGUCAGCCUGCUCCACCCUGAGGACCACACCCUGGCCUUCAUCCCACAGCAGAACCUGAGCGCUCUGUGUGCCGUGGAGAUCUCCAACAAGGAGCUGCUGCUGUGCUUCAGUGCCAUCGGGGUGUACGUGGACUCGCAGGGUCGAAGGUCACGGCAGCAGGAGCUGAUGUGGCCCGCUUGGCCCAGCGCUGCCUGCUACAGCGCCCCCUACCUGUCGGUGCACAGUGAGAAUGCUGUGGAUGUGUUUGACGUCAACACCAUGGAGUGGAUCCAGACCAUCCCUCUGAAGAAGGUUCGACCUCUGAAUGUGGACGGGUCUCUGAACCUGCUGGGCCUGGAAACCGUACGCCUCAUCUACUUCAGAAACAAGCUGGCAGAGGGUGAUGAGCUGGUGGUUCCUGAGACGUCGGACAACAACAGGAAGCAGCUGAUGCGCAGCAUGAACAACAAGAGGCGCUACUCGUUCCGGGUUCCUGAAGAGGACCGACUCCAGCAGAGGAGAGAAAUGCUGCGAGAUCCAGAGAUGAGGAACAAGCUGAUCUCCAACCCCACCAACUUCAACCACGUGGCUCACAUGGGACCAGGGGAUGGGAUCCAGAUCCUGAAGGACCUCCCCAUGAACGUUCGUGUUCAGGAGAGCCGUGCAGGAUUCAGCGGUUCAGUCAGCAUCCCCUCCAUCACCAAGAACCGGGCCGAGCCGGGCCGCUCCAUGAGCGCCAGCAGCGGGCUGGGCAUACGCUCGCCCUCUCAGAACGGAAGUGCUUUACGCAGGGAGCUGUCCGGAGGAAGCUACGGGUCCAAACGCCAGACCAUGACCUCCCCCUCUGAGAGCUCCCUCUCCUCUGGGGGGGGCAUGGACUGUGGAGAAGCUCCGCUCUCUCAGUUUGACAGAGAGUGGCAGGCGGCGUCCCCGUCGGACAAGACCCCCGAUCUGAAAAGGGCUUUAAGGACCCUGCUUAGUAAGAUGAAGGACUCGGACUCCCCCCGCCACUCCACGGCUUCCAACAGCUCCACCUUCAGCAGCCCCCCCAGCCCGGCGUCCCCACACAAGACCAAGUCCCUGUCCCUGGAGAGCACAGAGAGGAUGGGCUGGGACACAUGAGCCUCACCAUGUCUCACCCCCACCCCACUAUGAACAUUUGCCCCACUUCAUAACCCAGUUCAGCCUCUGGGGGAUUCAGAGGGUGGGGGCUGUGUGUGUGUGUGUGUGUGUGUGUGUGCAGGAGCCACCUACAGACCUAAUUAGAGCUCACGAUGCCCCCCCCCAGGGACAGGUUGUAUCUGUACAUAGGACCAGUCGGGUUUUAAUUUAUUUAUCGACCGUAGACCAGGAAGGUCUGAUUCUGCGUGGCCUGAAGCAGGCAGGAAGGGGCGGAGCUUCAGCCCCUCCUCACUUCCCCACAGCUACUUGGACUGCUGCAAGGAAACAUUUCAGAGUUUUGUUUUAACUUCACGUGUGAGUGCAGCGACCUUCACCAGCAGCGGCUCCUCAUUGGCUCAGAGCCAGUGACAUCAUCUGUCCCCCCCCCCCGACUCUUGUCUCCCGUGGCGAUGAUGUACAUAGGUUGAAAGUAGAGAGUAAUAUAUGAGAAGGAAGUGAUGUAGAGGAGUACAGGAAGCCAGUCACUCGUUUUCUCUCACAGAAGCCAUUUUUAACACGCCGCCAUCUUCCUCCAGUGUGUGUGUGUGUGUGUGUGUGUGUGUGUGUGUGUGUGUGUGUGUGAGAGAGAGGCCAUUACUCCAGUGUGUGUGUGUGUGUGUGUGUGUGUGUGUGUGUGUGUGUGUGAGAGAGAGAGAGAGGCCUUUACUCCAGUGUGUGUGUGUGUGUGUGUGUGUGUGUGUGUGUGAGAGAGAGGCCAUUACUCCAGUGUGUGUGUGUGUGUGUGUGUGUGUGUGUGUGUGUGUGAGAGAGAGGCCAUUACUCCAGUGUGUGUGUGUGUGUGUGUGUGUGUGUGUGUGUGUGUGUGAGAGAGAGAGAGGCCAUUACUCCAGUGUGUGUGUGUGUGUGUGUGAGAGAGAGAGAGGCCAUUACUCCAGUGUGUGUGUGUGUGUGUGUGUGUGUGUGUGUGUGUGUGUGUGUGUGUGAGAGAGAGAGAGAGAGGCCAUUACUCCAGUGUGUGUGUGUGUGUGUGUGUGAGAGAGAGAGGCCAUUACUCCAGUGUGUGUGUGUGUGUGUGUGUGUGUGUGAGAGAGAGAGAGGCCAUUACUCCAGUGUGUGUGUGUGUGUGUGUGUGUGUGUGUGUGUAUGUGUGUGUGAGAGUGUGUGUGUAUGUGUGCGUGUGUGUGUGUGUGUGUGUGUGUGUGUGUGAGAGUGUGUGUGUGUGUGCGUGAGAGAGAGAGAGAGAGGCCUUUACUCCAGUGUGUGUGUGUGUGCGUGUGCGUGUGAGAGUGUGUGUGUGUGUGUGUCUCUGUGUGUGUGUGUGAGCGCGAGAGUGUGUGUGUGUGUGUGUGAGAGUGUGUGUAUGUGCGCGUGUGUGUGUGUGCGUGUGUGAGAGAGAGAGAGAGAGGCCUUUACUCCAGUGUGUGUGUGUGUGUGUGCAUGUGCGUGUGAGAGUGUGUGUGUGUGUCUCUGUGUGUGUGUGUGUGAGAGCGAGAGUGUGUGUGUGUGUGUGAGAGAGUGUGUGUGUGCGUGUGAGAGAGAGAGAGAGAGAGAGGCCUUUACUCCAGAUGUUCUGACGUGUUUAUUAACUAGAAAACAGUGGGAAUGUAAACAGUCAGCAGCACGUUGGUCUUGAUGGUCAGAGGAACCGCACUGAGCCUGACCUUUGACCCGGUCCGGUCGUCUCCAGCUGGUUUACUUCGGGCUCCUGAAGCAGGAUGUGAGAAAGCAGCAGCAGACGGGGAAGGUGUGGGAAUCCCGUCUCCACGUGUUCCAGCUGGAGAGCCGGUGUCCACAGGAGGAGCAAAGGAAACAUCCAGAUGUUUCAGGAGGGAGGACGGGAAACUCAGGAAAAGUCCAAACCGGGUUCUGGGUGAGGUCUCAUCUCCAGCAGCUCCAUGUUCUCCUGCUUUCAUGUCAUAUCACACCUUUAGUUGCAGCAACGUGGGUUGCUCUGUAAUAAUUUGUACAGUUUUGCAUGUUCAGAUGUAAUCAUCUUGUUUUAUUUGGGCCGCUUUACGGAGGAGAACCAGAACCCACUACAGGUGGUGCCGGUCCUGUUUUUGCACAGAAGUAUUUAAGGUGUGGAAGUGGCUGAACUCAUGUUAACCCGAUGACUCCGAUGUAUUUCAAUAAAGAGGAGAGCUGUUACAGAAACCAGC
Molecule: messenger RNA, 9741 nt
Organism: Nothobranchius furzeri (turquoise killifish)
Lineage: Eukaryota; Metazoa; Chordata; Actinopteri; Cyprinodontiformes; Nothobranchiidae
Source: RefSeq, a predicted model, not a curated record